UCAAUCGCUAUUUUUUUUUUCGAUCUAAAUUUGAAUUUACCCUGCAGUUAACGCUGUUGGGUGGUGGGGCUGUGCAUUUUGUUUUAUUUUUUCAUAUUCGUGCAACGCUGAGAGUGCGUCAGCAGUUGCAUAAUGCACCGACAGCACCAAACAGCGCACAACGGCGGUCUCAAACCUCUCCAUUUGAUAGUCAGAUGUGGAACGGCUCCUGUUCUGAGAAAGAAGGCAAAUUUUUCGACUGAACGCCCCUGUUCUGUGCCGGGCGGUCCUCGUGGAGUUUGCAGGACCGGUGACGUCAUUGUCGGUGGGCUUUUUCCAGUGCACGAACGAGCUAGAUCGGUGAACAAUGACACUUCUCAGAGAUGCGAUGGCUUUGACGUGGGCGCGUUUCUCCAAGCCCACGUGAUGGUAUACUCUAUUGGACUGAUCAACAAGUCUCCGAUGUUGCCCAACCUGACGCUGGGGUAUGAAAUGUACGACACCUGCAGAGAUGUUACCAUGGCGAUAAAGGCCACGUUGAGGCUGAUGGAGGACAGAGUCAAUCCCACGGAGGAGUGCUUGCAUCUGAGGAAUGAGGGAACCGCAUCCGGGAGGGGCGUAAAGGCAGUGAUUGGGGAACGACAUUCCGAAAUUUCUAUAGCCGUCGCUCGCCUACUUGCCCUGCCCCUUAUCCCGCAGAUCAGUUAUGGUUCCACGAGUGAACUUCUCAGCAGGAAGAGCAAGUUCCCUUCCUUUCUGCGCACAGUUCCGAGCGACAAGCACCAAACCAAAGCCAUGGCAAAGCUGAUUAAGACACUCAACUGGGAGAGCGUAGGGAUCAUCGGCAGUGAGGAUGAAUAUGGAAAAUUCGGCGUCGAAAGCUUGAUCGAUAACAUGAGUGCUUGUCUCGACUUCAAGGUAAUCCUUCCGACGGUCGUUUCUCGCGAAGAGGAUCGAGAUCUGUUGAAGAAGCUCAUGAAGAGGCUCGGCGAGUCGACGGCCGAGGUCAUCGUGAUUUUCACCAAGGAGUCCAACGCGAAAGUCGUCCUGGAAGAGGCCAUCGGACUCGGGAUCAUCAACAAGACCUGGAUCGCGAGCGACAGCUGGUCCACUUCCGGCGAAAUUCGCGGCCUGGGAGGCAUUCAGAAGAUCGGGAAAGUCUACGGGUUCAUCGCGAAGAGAAACACAGUCCCGGGGUUCGAGGAGCACGUGCGCAACUUCACAGCACAGCCCACAAGGGAGGACAGCUUCUUCUGCGACCACCUGAAUCUCUAUACCUGCUCGCGGGAGACCAACCUCACUGGACAACGUCCUGGGAACUGUUCACUCGCUGACGCCGACGAAUGCGGCGCUAACGUUCGGCGUCUUGCGGACUACAUCGACCGAGAUGAAUCGUACGCAGUUUACCUGGCAGUAAAUGUCAUAGCGCAGGCUUUGCACAGGCUGCUGAAAUGUGAUUACGUUAAGUGCGAGAGGAACGCAACGUUUUCUGCCCGCGAGCUUCUUGAAGAAGUGAAACAAGUUAAUUUCACCGUGGACAACAUUACUGACAUCGCGUUCGAUCCGAACGGAGACCCCAGUCUCGGACACGAUAUUCUGGUCUGGGACACGACGGAUGGUAAAGUUUCCUUGAAGAAAAUGGGAGAAUAUGCACCCUCCGGUGACAUUGUGAUGCCUGAGCACCUAAUAAGUGAAUAUGGAAACGUCACGGUGACUGCCUCCAAUUGUUACAAAGUCUGCCCCUACGGACAUGAGCUGCACUCUAAUAAGGACUCCUGCUGCAAGACCUGCAGCUCCUGUGGGCCCAACCAGUAUUCCCCCGGGAAAAAAGCGGCGUGCGCGUCCUGCCAGGACGACGAGUACGUGUCGCCCCAGCGGGACGGCUGUCUGAAGAAGAGAGAGACAUUCCUGGAGUGGACCGACGGAUUCUCCAUCGUCCUGGAGACGUUCAGCUUGGCGGGGUUCGUCUUCACCCUGCUGGUGACCGCCCUCUUCGUCAAGCACCGGAACACGCCCAUUGUCAAGGGUGCUGGGGGCGGCUUGUGCUUCCUCAUCCUCCUCUCCCUCAGCUUCAGCUUCGGAAGCGUGUCCAUAUCCAUAGGGAAGCCCUCGGACUUCAAAUGCAAGGCUCGGCUGCCGCUCUUCGUCCUCAGCUUCUCCCUCUGCGUCUCCUGCGUCCUGGCCAACCUCUUCCAGAUCUGCGUGGGCUUCGCCUUCGACGCCAAGGCCCACGGCCGGCUGAGGAGGUUCAACAACCCCGUCGCCAUAGUGACGGGCUGCAUGUCCGUCCAGGUGACGCUGUGCGCCGCGUGGCUGGCUUUGGACCCGCCCCACCGCCGGCGGGAGAACUCCCCCGACGGCGACGAUGGCGUCCUGGUCCGCUGCCACAACGGCAGCGUCGCCAUGUUCGCCGCCACGCUGGGCUACAUCGCCUUCCUGGCCGUGGUCUGCUUCCUGUUCGCCUUCCAGGGCCGGCGGCUGCCCGACCUGUACAGGAACUCCAGCUUCGUCGCCGUCGGCAUGCUGGUCUACCUGGUGGCGUGGAUGCUCUUCAUCCCCAUCUACCUCAGCACGGCGGGGGCCUACGUGCAGGCGGUGGAGGCCUCCGCCAUGCUGGUGUCCAGCUACAGCCUCCUGGUCUGCCACUUCUGCCCCAAGUGCUACGUCAUGCUGCUCAGGCGGGAGCUGAACGACGAGAGGGUCAUCCUGGAGCACAUCCGGAAGCACUACGAGAACAAGGGCGUGUCGCCCGUGACCGCGAGCAAGUAGGGAACCGAAAGCGAUCGCUUCGCUCUCCUUUUAUUUUUUUUUUUUUUUAUUACUUAGAAACCAGCUGCGAUGUUUGAUAGUUAUAUUACACAAAAAGAAUGAUAAAUUAAUACUAAUAUAAUGAGUCUUUUAUUCAGUUAAGUU
Messenger RNA from Anguilla anguilla (European eel), 2892 nucleotides. RefSeq names its product G-protein coupled receptor family C group 6 member A-like. Lineage: Eukaryota; Metazoa; Chordata; Actinopteri; Anguilliformes; Anguillidae. Gene Ontology annotation, cellular component: membrane. Gene Ontology annotation, biological process: G protein-coupled receptor signaling pathway. The record is from RefSeq and is a predicted model, not a curated record. The coding region runs from base 133 to 2748 and encodes 871 amino acids. The transcript is spliced from 8 exons. Gene Ontology annotation, molecular function: G protein-coupled receptor activity.